Messenger RNA from Pseudocercospora fijiensis CIRAD86, 1198 nucleotides. RefSeq lists its product as uncharacterized. The transcript is spliced from 2 exons. NCBI's taxonomy places the organism in Eukaryota, Fungi, Ascomycota, Dothideomycetes, Mycosphaerellales, Mycosphaerellaceae. Bases 20 to 1198 code for a protein of 392 amino acids. The record is from RefSeq and is a predicted model, not a curated record.
CAGCGUGUAAUUCGCCGUAAUGGCGGACGACCGACUUGUCGACGGCGCUGGUUGGAUCUCGGACGAGUCCGACUUCUAUGGAGAUGAGAAUGUCAGAGGUCAGCUCGAGCGAGAGUGCGGUAGAGGCACGAAGCGAUGUCAUAAGGCAUUCAUGGCUCAGCAUUCUCCCAAGAAGGUCAAGACUCCUCGCUCGCCAUCGGAGAACGGCACAUUGGAAGUCAAGGCUCGACCAACGCAAAACCAGCCCGUGCAUGGCAAAGCGGACGCCGGCCACGAUGUGGUCAGCUUUCUAAAGUCGCGGCCUCAAUUGUCCGCUCUGCAAAAGUCUCAUGACGACGGCUUGAAGCCAAAGUGUAGAGAGCCUGCCCGCACAGUUGCGGGCGAAACUCAGCCUGACCUCGUCAGUGUCGACCGCUUCAAAGGUCAUCCAUGCGCAUGGCAGCAAACGGAGACCAUCGACGCUUUCUUGAAGCGCCUGCCGGUUGGCGACCCUAACACAUCCACUCUAGAUGGCUGGCUUUGGGUCGGUAGUCCGGAGCAGCCCUACGCCCAUGUCAACAGCCGUAAACACUACGAUCUGCUUGCUUUUGAGGAGCGCGCCGAAAGUCUACUCGAAAAGUACCUGACUCAACAGGCGGCAAUUGAGGACGAGAUGUCUGGUAAAUCACAGGCGGCUAUCACGCGCAGAAUGGGGCCUUAUCGAGACCAGCUCGAAUGUGAUAUUCUUGGCCUUGCAGUCGAGAUGGGUGUUACUUGCGGGAAGUGGAUGCUGUUUCCUGGAGCGGCCGAUCUACCUCGUUAUUGGCGAUUGGUGGCCACGGCAACCUGUCGAGGCAAGCUGGGUCCUACGGCGAAAAGUGCAGUGUUCGAUCCUCAGGACCCGGAAACCGUCAUUUGCAUCUACACCUACGACUUCACCGACAGCGAAGACGUGCGCCGGGUUCUGGAAGAACUUGUUGAUAUUGGUGUCUGUUCGAACGAAGGCAGACGUAUUUACUACAAGUGCGAUGCCUACACUCACCUAGGCAUCAAGUCACAAAAUUUGUACAAGCUCCGUGCGAGCCUGUACUCAAGCUCGGAUAUCUUGCAAGACAAGGUCAAAGCCCUUACUGAAGGGCCCGUUGCUCGCCUGAAAAAGAGCAAAAAGACCAGGAAGAUGGACGAUUUCUUUUCCGCUUUCUCCGACGAUCUUGUUUGA